GCUAAUUCUACAUCAGCCAAUCGCCACACAGCCAACUAGAGACAUCAGGUGGGCGGGUGUUUACACACAAACCCUGCGCAUAGCAGCAGCACACGCACACAAACUCUCAGAGAUGGCGAACCCGGAGUCAAAGAGGGAGACGGCGAUUUCGAGGUGGAAAUACAGGCGCUACUUUAACCUCGUCGAGGUAAAAGAUAAAAAUGUACAUGUUCAGGGGACAUUAUGUCCCAAAGCAAAGAGUUUGUCCACGUCCGGUGUAAACAAUUCAAAUUUAAUGAAGCGCCCCUCGACGUCACAGGCUGCUAUUAAACUAGUGGCUAAACACACCAUUGAUUUACUGAAUUAAUAAAUGUUUGAGGUAGAACAUAGACGGGUACAAAAACUGUUAAGCUCACAUUGUUAAACUGUUUACUUUAUUCUUGAAGUACAGUAUGUCCACCAGUUGUCUGAAGUUGUAAAAGUUUCAUUCAUUUAAUUCACACCACAGCGAGUUAGAAACAUGGUUAAAAUGUUUACUUUCAUGAAGAAGAAAAUACUUGAAGCAUAGCUGUACCAGUUGUGUUCUGUUGAGGUGCAAUAAAUGAAAACCUGUUCAGGUACCUGUCUUUGCUGUUCUACUCUACGCACCUGGCUUGUGAAACCCACUGAAAAAAAAUCCAAAUUAUUUGACAUUUUUAAACUUAAAAUGACAACGAAAAUGUAACGCAAUAGUUACAUUCCCUGGUAACUAGUUACUUUUAUAGUGGAGUAACUCAAUUACUAACUCUAACUCUUACUUUUUGGGAGAAGUAACUAGUAACCAUAACUAAUUACUUUUUCAAAGUAACGUGCCCAACACUGAACAUAUAUGUAUAUACGUGUGUACAUAUAUGUGUAUAGAUGUGUAUACUGUAAGUGUGUAUAUAUGUAUCUAUAUAUGUGUAUAUAUGUAUAUAUAUAAAAUUGAUAAAUUAUUACAUGUCUUUAUAUUCGGAUUUUCCCUAACAGUGUCACAUGACUUUUUUUUUUUUUUUUUUUUUAGUUUGGAUGUGUUGUGCACAGUGUUGAGGAGACUUUAGUGUGUUUUCAGGAGAAAGGGAGAGUCUGGUGAUACUCACUGACACUCAUGCUGCUCCGUGCGCACUCACACACACACAUACUACAGUAUAUACAAGCAGUCCUGGUGAUUUUCAAAAUGACACAGUUUAAGAGAAGUGCUGUUUUAAGGCUAGAGACCGGACUUUUACUCCGUGGCCAAGAUUUCAAAAUUAGCCCGGUUCUGCCUGAGCGUCCGUCCCAACUAUUUAUCUUCAAAGUAGCACAGCCUUCGUAAACUUGGAUCCAGAACCAGAGUGUCAUUUCUCACACAUUAACAAGCCCUCCCUCCCUGGAUGAUUUUACACAUGUCACCGUUACCGCCCACCAAGUCUAAUAUAAAUAAACCACUGCAGUCAUUUAGAAAAAAAAAAAAGGAAAGAAAACUCGGCGCAGAUCCCACAGUCCGGCAUUAAGCAGCACCAGUGCCCGACAAGGUCGUACCACUCGUGGUCUGAAUCCGAAAAGAGGCUCAGGAGCUGUGGUUAUGGAGCUUGGCAGCUAAGGCCAUGACCGCCUAACCUUUGACCCCUCCUUUCUGAAAGUGGAGUAUCCUGAUUGGCCGGGUCAUCUGAAGAAAAUGCAGAUUCUGGCGUCUGGACUGGGAGAUGGUGAAUGCCUGGUUUGCUGAGCGUGUCCACACCAUCCAGCCAUCUGUCCCCAAGGACAAUCCUCCUCAGCAGCGCACCUACCUGUCCUCCACAGACCUCCUUCCGACACCCAUCUCAAACACCCUGCCGCCUACUCUCACCAUCUUGGACAACCGCUGUCCUUCACCAGCCACAGUCCCCAGCCCUGUCCCGGGGACACCUACACGCAAAAUCUCUGCGUCCGAAUUUGACCGCCCACUCAGACCCAUAGUGGUUAAAGACUCCGAGGGAUCACUGACGUUUCUGAGCGACACAGACCGAGAGACUGUCCCCCUGCGUGGCACAGCGAUGGGUGAGGGCGUUGCGGGUAGUGGCAACGGCGGUGGAUGUGGGGGAGACGGUGGCAGCGGGGGCGAUCGCUGCGCCAGGCUUUUGGAGCUGGUGAAGGACGUUUCGAGUCACCUGGAUGUGACAGCACUUUGCCACAAGAUCUUUCUCCACAUCAACGAGCUGAUUGCUGCCGACCGCUACUCGCUGUUUCUGGUGGGCGAGGACAGCUCCAACAAAAAGUUCCUGGUGAGUCGGCUGUUUGACGUGGCUGAGGGCUCCACGCUUGAGGAAUCGUCCAGUAACUGCAUCCGCCUCGAGUGGAACAAGGGCAUCGUGGGACACGUGGCUGCGACGGGCCAGCCGCUCAAUAUCAAGAAUGCAUACGAGGAUCCCAGGUUCAAUGCUGAAGUGGAUCUGAUCACCGGCUACAAAACCGAGAGUAUCCUCUGUCUCCCCAUCAAGAACCACAGGGAUGAGGUGGUCGGUGUGGCCCAGGCUAUCAAUAAAAAAUGCGGGGAGGACGGGGCUUUUACAGAACAGGAUGAAAAGGACUUCUCAGCCUAUUUGGCCUUUUCAGGCAUCGUUCUACACAACGCUCAGCUAUAUGAGACGUCGCAGCUGGAAAACCGACGCAAUCAGGUUCUGUUGGACCUGGCCAGUCUAAUCUUCGAGGAGCAGCAGUGUCUGGAGGUCUUACUGAGGAAGAUCGCAGGAACCAUUCUGUCCUUCAUGCAAGCCCAUGCUUGUACUGUGUUCAUUGCUAACGAGGACUCAAUGGUAAGUCGGCAAACAGACACGGCAGUAAACAACAGCAACAACAAAAACCAUAUCAGUACUGUGUUUUACAGUCUGUGGUCUCUGUCUAUCGCCUUAGUUCAAACAGAAGUAGCUCCAACAAAAUGUGAGUUUAUGAGUUUUAACUUUACUGCAGAAGUGAUAACCGCUGAACAUUUCUCCAGGUCAGUUCUAUUUUAGGUAUGCGCCUGAAACACGCUGUUCUUUUUACAGAGUCAAUGAUUGUCACUUAAGCAAACAAGGAGAGGUUAUGACCUGCGUUAACAACAUGGACAGUGGCAAAUAUGACAGUCUCUCAUUAUCAUUAUAGGGGAAUUUCUUUGAGUGGUUCUCAAGGUGGGGGGGCAGGCCCCGCUUGAGUGCCGCUGAGAAAUAUCAGGGGGUGAAAUUCAUUUCAAUUUUUAUUUUUGUGUCACAGUGGGACAUUUUCACUCCUUAGCACCUUUGCCUUUCUACUGAAGUUGAUAUUUACAGGGUUGUUCUCUUGGUUUUUGUUGAAGUGGCAGAACAUUUGUUUAGAUGUUGUGGUGAGCCAUGACCCCUUGAUGCUAGCAAAAUGUAAGAAUUUCAAGGUACGUUGGAAGGUAUUGAUUCCCGUCAAAACUGAAGCGGCGCCUCUGAAGUACUUCAGAAAAUGGCCUGAGGACACCACUGAAGUGUCUUACUUUAUCAUGCGUGAAGCAUAGUGUUCUCUAAUAAAUAUAAUAAAAUCCUGGUUGGACCACUGCCACUGAUAACUAAUGGUUCUGUAGUGCAGCGGUUAGCACGCCUGCCUCUCAAGCAGAGAGCAAGGAGUCUUGGUUUUGAUUCCCAGAGGAACCACAUAUCCCUAAUAGUGCCUCUUGUGCGGCAGCCUGCGAGUUGCAACCUUGUACUUAAUGGUGCCUCCUGUGGUCACCUGUGUCAGUUGCGCUCACAUUGUAAAUUUCCCCCAGUACGGAACUCCUUAUUAUUGCUGUAUUUUCUAGUCGAGUCUAUUUUCUGGACUAGACAAGUCACACUUUUUUUCACCCUUUGGCUGGGUUUCCGACUUAUACACAAGUGCGACUUAUAUAUUAAAAUAUACAAUUUCAUAUGUUUGUUAUUUUCACACUGGCAGCCGCUAGAGGGCACUCUAGGCUUGUGUACCA
This is a messenger RNA of Cynoglossus semilaevis (tongue sole), 3919 nucleotides long. RefSeq names its product cGMP-specific 3',5'-cyclic phosphodiesterase. The record is from RefSeq and is a predicted model, not a curated record. Gene Ontology annotation, molecular function: protein binding. The transcript has 7 exons. Bases 1683 to 2969 code for a protein of 428 amino acids. NCBI's taxonomy places the organism in Eukaryota, Metazoa, Chordata, Actinopteri, Pleuronectiformes, Cynoglossidae.